Molecule: messenger RNA, 2915 nt
Organism: Epinephelus moara (kelp grouper)
Lineage: Eukaryota; Metazoa; Chordata; Actinopteri; Perciformes; Serranidae
Gene: nrm
Product: nurim
Exons: 4
Coding region: 9-833 (274 amino acids)
Cellular component (GO): nuclear membrane
Source: RefSeq, a predicted model, not a curated record
UGAUUGAAAUGGCGUCAGUCACGGUACGUGGCUCGGCUCUCUGUACCGUGUCCCUGCUCAACUUUGCGUUUGUGUUCAUAUCCGGAGCAGACUUUAUUCGGUUUAUAUCAUUUCGAGCCAUUUACCACAACAUCACCGGAGAGACGACACUCUGUCAAGACUCCAUCCCGUGGUCUGUGGCUCUGCAGGACAGCUCUGUCCUCAGGUCUCUCGCUGUGGAUCUGGGGCUGCUGGCUCUCUUCAUCACACAGCAUAGUCUGCUCGCCUGGUCACCUGUCAAACAGGCCCUCCAAUCAGUGCUGGGGUCGCUGAACAGGACAGCAUACUGCUUCACCACCGCUCUGGCUCUCCAGAUUUUGAUGCGUUACUGGCAGCCCGUGACUGGCGCCCCCUGUUUGUGGUCGAUACGUCACGCACCCUGGAGUAUCUGGUUCCCUCUGCUCUGCUUCAGUCUGCACUUCCUCUGCUGGGCAAUCAUCUGCAGCAUCCUCGUGAUCUACGAUUACUCUGAAUUGAUGGGCAUCAAGCAGGUGUAUUACGAGUGUCUCGGUUUAGGGGACCCCCUGUCUCACAAGCCACCACAAGCCCAGCGCCUCCUGGCUCACCUCCGCCACCCGGUGUGCCUGGAGCUGGGCGUCGUGCUGUGGCUCCUGCCGGCCUUGUCCCUGGACAGGCUCCUGCUGUCAGGGACUCUGUCCACCUACCUGGCCCUGGCGCACUCUCUGGACAAACAGGAUUUAGCCUACCUCUGCGUCCAGCUUAACAGAAAGCUGCAGCUCUUUGCCGAGCCACAGCAGGGCAGCAUCGACACCAGCGACCACAAGGAGAAGUGAAGUGAAGGUCUUCUUACUGCUGCGAUGUGAAGCUGACUGCUGUUUAAAGACGAGCCAGGAGUGUUGUUGUGAAGCUGACUUCUCAGUGAGCCUGGUUAUCUGCUGCGUUAAAUAAUAAUGGCCAAACUUGACACUGUACUUUUUUUUAAGUUUUCUUUUUGAUUGCAUACGUGGUUUUAGAUAGGGAGAGUUUUAUUUAAUCACUGUUUUAAAACAUAAAUCCUUCUACUAAUGAGCAUCUUGUGUGAACUGUUAAAAUAAUUUAAAAUUCUUUGUUUAAAUUCUGAUUAAAUUUAGAAAAAAUCGUCAGGGUUCCUACUGUUCCUUGAAAUCCUUAAAAAUGUGUGAAUAUGAGGGGAAAAAAUCAAGACCUUGAAAGUUUUUUAGAAUACUCAGAAAUAGAUAUGGGUUUGUGAAAGUGCUUGAAUUUAUAUAUUUGUGCAAGACUAUGACUUUUUUAAUUUUAUUAAAGGUCCAGGGUUUAGGAUUUAGAGGCAGCUAUUGGCAGAAAUGAUACAUAAUAUUCAUAUUUCAUUAGUUUAUUAUCACCCAAAAACAAGAAUUGUGUUUUUGUCAUCUGAGAAUUAGCCAAUUCAUGUCUGCAUAUGAAGCAAGUCCUCUUCAUGGAGUCUGCCAUGUUGUUUCUACAGUAGCCCAGAAUGGACAAACCAAACUUUAACUCCAGAUAGGGCCAUUCAUGUUUUCACAUUCUCACGUCUGCUACCGUAGCUUCUCUCACAAACUUGACACACGGGAGAAUUUUCAGUUCGGCAACCUCACCGCUAGACGCCACUAAAUCCUACACGCUUGACCUUUAACAUUAGCAAAAGCUACAUUCUGCUGCCUGCAUGUGUGUCUCCUGCAGAUGCUUCAUUGUUUCACCUGCGUCGAGAAACUACAACGGUCACGUGCGUGCAUGAGUGAUUGAAGUGAAUGCCAUGUUGGGUUCUUGAAAUUGAGGGAAUUGGGCCUUGUACGUUAACGUUAUGCGAAAUAUGUUCCUUGUAUCACAAAUUUAAAAUCUACUGUUGCACUCUGGGACCUUUGAAACAUCAUUAACGUCACAUUAUUGGUGUAUGCAGCUGGUUGGUGGCGGGAAUGUCUUAACAAGCACACCAAAUGUUUGACCUUGGCAACAUGGAGGAAGCAGCUCUGGUCAGCCAUGCUAAAGGGAAAAAAGCAAGGACACAAUCAAAAGGCUACUCAACAGACUGCCAGCGUUGGCACAUAUUUCACGCCUGCUGUAGGCGAGCCAGAUAACGUUACCACUUCAUGUCUACUGUAUGUGCAGAGACAAAGGUAUUUGAUUCCUUAUUCCAUGCUACAUUUUUGCUACAGUGCCUGUCUUAACACACUGGAGUAAGAGCCUCACUAUUGUGCCCUGUGAAGGCGAUGUUGGCCUAACGUUAACUAGUUUAAAGUACUUUAAGUAAUGGAAAUGGGGUAGAAUAUAUGGGAAAGUUAUGGAAAAGUUUGAAGAAUUCAAUUGGUAAAAAUGAGCGGGAACCUUAAAGUCAUUGAAAAGUCCUUGAAUAUGAUGUUUAAGAAGGUGUGAGAACCCUCAUUUGUCCAAAUUGUAUAUUAAAUUACAAUAAAACCCUACAAAUAUUGUUUUUUUUACAACACUGAGUUUAUUUUCAUUUAUGAUAUUGCAUAUUUUUAUAAGCUGUUACAGUCUGUGUGCCAACUGCAGGUACGCUGUAUUUCUCUGCACACUAAUUUCAAGUUUAAUUGUCCUUGAAAAAACAUGUCACCCUGAGAUUUCACACUGGCAGGAAGCACAAAACAUGCAGCUUUGUUUUUCACAAAUUUGCAGCUAUAAUGAAAAAAAAAAUGUUCCAUGGUGUUUCUAAGAUGAUGAAUGUAUUUCCUCAGCCGCUUUAUAUUGUGUUGGGGACACAUCAGCAGUAAUGUCAGGAACAGAGUUGGGAUUUUACCCAAAUAUGUCCUUAUCGACUAAGUACUGUAAUCUUGGAUUUAACAUGUGUAUGCUUGUAUCAGUUUUCUGCAUUGUGGCCUCACUGUAAUGACGAACAGUAAUAUUUUCAGUAUUUUCAAGUUCAUGUUGAAUAAAUAACGUAA